GUCCGAGUGGUCUUCGACUCCGAGUCGAGGGCACAGGCCCGGCGUCGGAGUGGCGGACGACACGGGUGCGACAGGUCGCACGGAAUGCAAUUCUACACGACGUCGCCUAGUGUGCGCCGUAAAGACAUGUAGCCGUGUUGGGAUUAGCCCUGGCUAAUCGGCCUGUAAUAGCCCGCGUGCUCGCGUGGAGAAGGACAUAUAAGGUGUUAUGGCUCUUGCACGACACCGCGACACUUGACUGCUCCCGGCUGCCCGACUGUCUUCCCGCAGCUUGCGGACAGUUGAUCACGUUCCUCUGCGACGAGCCUCCUCCAGCCUGCCGACAAAUGCUACAGCCGUCCUGAGUCCGCCUCCCCGGCCCCGCUCCCCAGCCAGUGCUCCCGCCCGCGACAUGUUCAUGGGGACACCGCUCUCCCAGAGCAUCACCGCAUCCCCUCCAUGGCACUCGGCGUCCGCCCCCUCCCUCUACAUGGCCCCAUCGCCCACCAGCCCACUGACGACCAUCUCGGACGCUCAGGUCCUCCCCUUCCCCGCGCCCACACUCGCGGUUCCUGCAGCGCCUGUCGUCAUCAAUCUGCACGCGGACGUGACUGUUUCGCGCUUCGACCAUUUCUACGAUGCUCUGCCCUCGUCGUUUCGGCCGACAUACUAUGCCACUGUAGAUGGGUCGCUGCUCUCCCAGAGCUAUGUGGAUGAGAUGACGACAUCCAAAUCCCCGGUGUUUAUUGCGGGCGCACUGUGCGUCUUCUUUCUACGCAAUGCUCGCAAGUCGCUGUUAUUUCUCCGGAGGACGAGGGUGAAGGACAAGACCCUGUUCUACCUGCUCGCGUUGAGUCAGAUCCUCGGGCUUGUAGCAGGGGUCGUGAUUACUGUGGGGUUGUUGGACAUGUCGGUCGGGUGUCAUACAAUUACUGCUGUCAAGAAAACGCUCAUGAAAUUAUCUUCCGAUGCUAUGAUCACGGGUAUUAUCGGUGUGAAGGCGUACCGCUGCCUGGGCAACAAUCGCUUUGUGCUACUGUUUCUAUUCUUUGUGACGGCUACCGUGUGGACUCUGGAAGGAUUGGAGCUUGCCAACAAUAGUGCAUAUCGAUCACAAUAUGGCGUUUGCUUGGACACUGGCCAUUCACCCUACCUGUCGGCCGUCAUAUUGACUGAAUUCAUCGAGACUGCCGUGCUUUGCGCGUGUUUCUUUUUCGCUGUCGCGAGGUCCUACCGUACACGAGCCGAAGCUCGGGUUACUGUCUCCACUGCGGACGAGGGGAAGCUAUACGAGCGGAACGACGCGACCGACGCGGCGGAGGGUACACCGCCCAGGAGAGGGUGGUGGGAUUAUGUACCAGACGCUCAUCUCGGCUCUUCUAACGGCGGUCGACCGUAUAUGCGCGCCAUGACGCAUGCGUUCAUGGAGUGGACCCGUCGGAUGUGGUCUGACGAUGACUUUCCUGCCGGGUUUGCCUAUCAGCGGAAGCCAUCUCUACCAGGAGAGUUCCCUCUUCCACAACCACCCCGCAGACCCACGUCUGGUCAGUCGACUUCCUGGAAGACUCUCCGACGCUUCACGCAUAUAUCCUCUUUUCCCGGGGUCUUCACACUGCGAAGAUGGAGUGGCCAUUUGUUUGGCCGUCAACUGUUCCAAAAAAUGCUGAGGAAUGAGCUGCUAUACACGACCGUGAUCACUGCUGUGUUUAUGGCGCUGACCAUCGCGCUCCUCGUCGGCGUCCACAGCAACGCAUCAUUGAGUGCAGAAUCAUGGAUCGUACUGAAUUGGGUUGCCAUCUCAAUGUGCACGAUGCACAGUUUUUCAAGAGUAGCUCGCCGCCAUGAGUUGGAAUCUAUCCUGCAGCACCCAGCUGCCUGGGAUCGCAUGCUUCGCACGGACGUGGACUACUCGAAAGUCUUCUAUGGGUCUGAUCCGCGUCAAACAACGUCAUCUGAUGACAGCAGUACCUCGCCGUCGCACCCACGUAUCCGUACCAACAGAUCUCACGCUAGCUUUCUCCCGAACUACGACCCUUCGCACGACGCCCCCUGUUCCUCUUACAACAUCUCACCAAUCACGCCGUCAUCUUCAAGGAAACCUUCAGCCGUAUCACCGCUCCCGUCAUUACCCUUCCAGCAAUCACCAUCGCCUUAUGAUACACCUCCUAGAUCGCUUACGCCAGACACGCUUGCGCCUCUGCCGUACCCUCCCUCUUCUCCUACUGCCAGUUUCUCCCGCUUUUCGUUCACCGUGACCAAGGACUCGCAUGCGGAGGUACAACGUCCGCCUGCAGAUCUAGGAGCAUCAAGACCUCCUUUUGGCUCACGCAGGUUUUCACUCGACGCAUGGACAGACCAGCGGACUAAUAUCGAUCUCACGUAUCCGAAUACUAGUAAUAGGCCCUCGAGGAGCAGUAGCUAGCGUUGAUAUUCCUACUUAUUCGCAUGUUCAUCAUCACUGUAUCAUAACAGCAUCACAGCCUUGUAUGUAUGCAUGCCCACUCUACCAGUAAAAAUACCAAUAUAUUGUGUCGUCGGA
This is a messenger RNA of Rhodofomes roseus, 2518 nucleotides long. RefSeq lists its product as uncharacterized. The transcript is spliced from 7 exons. The record is from RefSeq and is a predicted model, not a curated record. NCBI's taxonomy places the organism in Eukaryota, Fungi, Basidiomycota, Agaricomycetes, Polyporales, Fomitopsidaceae. The coding region runs from base 392 to 2401 and encodes 669 amino acids.